Molecule: messenger RNA, 751 nt
Organism: Myotis davidii
Lineage: Eukaryota; Metazoa; Chordata; Mammalia; Chiroptera; Vespertilionidae
Gene: CYSTM1
Product: cysteine rich transmembrane module containing 1
Exons: 3
Coding region: 13-390 (125 amino acids)
Cellular component (GO): extracellular exosome
Source: RefSeq, a predicted model, not a curated record
UAUUUGCCAAUUAUGAUGGUGAGAAGGAAACACAAUGGGCAGAGCUGCAGAUUUGCAAGAGGUAUAUUCUGCAGUUCCCUAAUGAACCCAGGGAACCCUCCACCGUAUUCGGGCCCUGGUCCGACGGCCCCGUACCCACCUUAUCCACAACCACCAAUGGGGCCUGAAGCCUACCCUCCAGGACCUAUGGGAGGACCUUACCCCCCUCCUCAGGGGUACCCCUACCAAGGAUACCCACAGUAUGGCUGGCAAGGCGGACCUCAGGAGCCUCCUAAAACCACAGUGUACGUGGUAGAAGACCAAAGAAGGGAUGACCUGGGCACAUCCUCCUGCCUCACAGCCUGCUGGACUGCUCUCUGUUGUUGCUGUCUCUGGGACAUGCUCACCUGACCGGCCUGUCCCUGCUGUCCUGCCAGCUCUUCUGCCACCUCCAACAGGUGUGCCUGCCCCAUCUCUUCUGAUUGACUAGCUCUGCACAGACACUUCUACCUUCAACACAGUGGGAUUCUAGAUUCUGAUGUUUAAUCCAGUGACUUUAUCUUUCUAAUGUUCAAAAUUCAUUUCCUAUUGGCCUUUCACAAAUGUGCUAAAUGACUUCCCUUUUAUUUUUUUUGGCCAAAGGCUUAGUUAUGAAAUAUAUAUUUAUAAUUUUUAAAGUAUACAAUUUAAGGUGGUGGCAUAAUGUAACAUAUCACUGAAUGAUUUCUUUGCUAACACCCUGUAUGUUUCAAUAAAUUUGUCUAAACUUCAA